Mirounga angustirostris (Northern elephant seal) is the source of this 3372-nucleotide messenger RNA. RefSeq names its product nudix hydrolase 7 (gene NUDT7). The transcript is spliced from 4 exons. Lineage: Eukaryota; Metazoa; Chordata; Mammalia; Carnivora; Phocidae. Gene Ontology annotation, biological process: nucleoside diphosphate metabolic process; coenzyme A catabolic process. The record is from RefSeq and is a predicted model, not a curated record. Gene Ontology annotation, molecular function: magnesium ion binding; manganese ion binding; coenzyme A diphosphatase activity. The coding region runs from base 97 to 744 and encodes 215 amino acids.
UCUCCCCCAGCCGCAGGCCGCGGCUGCUCUGCGCAUGUCCACCCAGCCGAGCCUUCUGAGGCCGUCUCCGGGCGGAAACAAACUUUCCCCUGCACGAUGUCAGGACCCUGUGCGUCCCCGGAGCCGGUCAGAAACAGUUUGAUAGAUGAUGCUAAGGCCCGCUUAAAAAAGCAUGAUGUUGGGACCAAAUAUUCUCACUUGUCGUCUAACAAAUAUUCUGUCCUUUUACCAUUGUUGGCAAAAGAAGGAAAACUCCACCUGUUGUUCACCCUCCGGUCAGAGAAGCUAAGAAGGUCACCUGGAGAAGUUUGCUUCCCUGGAGGCAAGUCUGAACCAGCAGAUGUGGAUGAUGUGGCUACAGCUCUCCGGGAAGCCCAGGAGGAAGUAGGGCUGCAUCCUCACCAAGUGGAGGUUGUCUGCUGCCUGGUGCCAUAUCUGCUUGAUGGAACAUGGCAAUGCCUGGAGAUGUUUUUGGGUGUCAGAGCUAGAGGAGGUGCUGUUGGCUGUUUCCCACCUCCUGCUACCCCCCCAGGGCAGGCGAUGGCCCUCCAGGCCCACCCCAGGAGUCGCUCUGCCGUAUGUACUGCCGUUUGCAGUGGCCUCCGGAGACAUUUCUCCUUCUUCUCUGCCCAUGGCCCACGCAUUUCCAGUCACUCUCCUUCACCUCACCCCCUCCGAAGCUUCGACUCCUGGAAACAUGUUGGUGCCUUUCGGUGGCGUGUCCUUUCCUGGGAAUGUUUCUAAGAGCAGCUGGCCUCCUUCCGGGGCCCUGAAGCAGGCCUCGUCCCUGUGGCCACAGCAGAAGCCAAUCUCCACGGGAUUCCAACUCAGCAAGUGGCCGAAGUGCAGUCUUUCCUUGGUCCUACAACGUCUGCCAUGCACCCACCAUCCUUCUUUCCCUCCAAGACAGACACCUGUGUGUUGGGAACUGUGUGUCCAGACAUGCUGCUUCCUCCACAAAUUUCCAGAGUCUCGCUGACUUCUCUAAGCUUGAACCAUGGUGAACGUGCCUGACUUCCCAUCUGAAAUGUUCAGUCCUAAACUAUUAUCUCCCCUAUGGCUUUGAUUUUUUUUUUUUCCUACCAAUUACUUCCUCAGACUCUGAUACGCGAGUCCGAGGGCCAGUACUGACCACACUAAGUUGCUUGUCCACACCCCUGCCUAGCAGUUGGGCCCUUAGAGUGAGGAUGAGUUUGUGCUCGUAGCUCAGCCCUCAGGAAGAGCUUGAAUCCGAGCUGCAGCUGAGACCUCUCCACCUGCGCGAGGCUGAUGUGCCAUCUCUUUGAGAUAUGGCGACGUGUGUCUUCAUAGCCCUUAAGCACUGUGCUCUAGAGUGUGGGCAGCAGGCCGGUGAGUCCUGGUCUCUGCCAAGUAUUACCCGGCCGUGACCUUGAGCAGGUCGCUUCAGGUCUCUGAUUUCCCCUGUUAAAACUCCUUCAGGGUCAGGCUGUUGUGAAGAAGCAGGGAGGGUGCUGGGUACUAGUCCAGGGCCCCAGCGGCUGUGGUUACUUCAUGGUGGCAGCAACCACAAACCGCACGCUGAGCCAACACUGUGGGCUCUGUCUGUCCAGACCCUUUCAUAUUCCUCUUCCUGUGUUUCUGAAAGCUCACACCUGCAGCUUUCCACCCUUCCCUGCUCACAGGGAGCCUGGAGGGCCUGAGAAUGUACUUGGCCAGCCAGCCCUUCACCAGUGACUGUGCUGGGGGGGGCAUGACAGCCCAGCUCUGUGGUGUACUUCACGCCCAGAUGCCCUGCAGGGCCCUCGCCUGCCUUGCUCCCUACCUCAUGCUUUGUCCUGAGAGCACUUCCUUAAGAAAUCACUCGCAUCUGAGUGUGCCCCAUCUCCCAGACACCCAGGGCUCCUGGGGAACCCUGUGGCCAAAGAGGCUGAGCAUUCCCUCAGGGCCAGGCGGUGAUCACAGCUAGUGGAACACUGCUUCUGCCCUGGGGCCGCUUAGGACCCCAGAUUUCCCACCGGAAGGACAGCUAAAGUCUACGCUCCCGUCUUCCACUCCUGGUCCAGAUACUGACUUUCACCAUUAAUUCAGUUAAUGGUCUGAGUCAUCACUGUUCUUAAACAUGCUUCAGCUCUCACUCCCCUGAGAAUUUUCCACAGACCGGUUUAUCCUGCUCUCGUGUCCCAGCCUCAAGGUAUAUCCCUGGCUUUUCCCAGCCACUUUCUCUUGGAAUGUCCCCCAAGAACUCCAGAUUCUUCUUACUUUCCACUUCAAGCUUAUGCAGCUCUUCUCUUAUUAUGCAGCUCCACACUAAACCCCAGGCCUCACCCUGGAGAUUCCCAGCAGGUCUUUCACUUAAUAAUACCCUGCAUUUGGGGCGCCUGGGUGGCUCAGUUGGUUAAGCGACUGCCUUUGGCUCGGGUCAUGAUCCUGGAGUCCCGGCAUCGAGUCCCGCAUCGGGCUCCCUGCUCGGCAGGGAGUCUGCUUCUCCCUCUGACCCUCCUCCCUCUCAUGCUCUCUGUCUCUCAUUCUCUCUCUCUCAAAUAAAUAAAUAAAAUCUUUAAAAAAAUAAAAAAUAAUACCGUGCAUUCAUUUGCAAGCAGUUGUGGUUAUAAAUAGAAAUCCCCCCUCCCUUAUAAAUAUCUGUUAUGUAAAAUAGUUCAUAUAUAAUUAUAAAUGCAAUUUCCCAUAACUGGGUAUAUGCCACAGUUAAUAUGUCAUUUUUCUAUCGAUAAGAUGGCACAUCCUUGUCUGUACUGACAGGGAAUGGUGUCUUAUCACAUUCAUUUUGAGGGCUGCAGAGUAUCCCAUUACACAGAUACACUCAUAAUUGACCUACCCUGAAUGUCCAUCAGUGGAGGAGUGAUAACUCUAUUUUGGGGCUAUUGCAAAUAAUGCUUCAGUCCAGGGGUGCCUGGGUGGCCCAGUCGAUUAAGUGUCUGCCUUUCAGCUCAGGUCAUGAUCCCAGCAUUCUGGGAUCAAGCCCCGUAUUUGGUUCCCUGCUUAGAGGACAGCCUGCUUCUCCCUCUCCCUCUGUUGCUGCCCCUAUUUGUGCGCGCUCUCUCUCUCUCAGAUAAAUAAAUCUUUAAAAAAAAUGCUUCGGUCUUGUAUCUUUUCUCACUGGUAGGAAUUUAUCAUACAGAUAUAUUUAUGCAAAUGCAGUUGCUAGGUCAAAGGGACCACAUUUUUAUAACAUUGCCAGAUUGCCCUUCCAAAAGAUUAUACCAGUAUGUUCACAAAAGAUACAUUUUCAGAGUCAUCUCACAAACACUGGCUCAGGUAGGGGUGAGACUACCCCCAUUUCACAGGGGACAUGACUGUUCAUGUCUGGAGCAAAUUCUUCCUCCUUCCCUACCCACCUUAUAUCAUUGCCUGCUUUGGACUCUUUUCUUAAUUUGUGUAUUUUGUUUUCUG